AUGUGUGGUCCUGAUGCAUAUAGCACGAACGCCGACGCUGUACCUAGAUCACGUGAUAUAACUAGCAUUCUGCGAAGCACCGCAACCGCUAUUCCUGAUGAGGUACAGUUGCAACGCUCCCUUAGCUCCUGCUUCAUGGCGUCACCUCUCAUAAGCGAGACGACGAUCCAGUCUCGGUUAUUGUCGUCUGACGAGCAGCACCAAAAUAAAGCUCGAUGCGAUCGUUGCGUGUAUCACCCGGGAUGACAUAAACG
Messenger RNA from Sphaeroforma arctica JP610, 254 nucleotides. RefSeq lists its product as hypothetical. The coding region runs from base 1 to 246 and encodes 81 amino acids. Lineage: Eukaryota; Ichthyosporea; Ichthyophonida. The record is from RefSeq and is a predicted model, not a curated record. The transcript has 2 exons.